AUGCUGAGAGCUAUCAUUAACUGGUUCACCAUGGCGGUUCCAGAAAACAAUACGCUGAAGGCCGCUGACUUCGCUUCCCACGCGGCACAUGAACAAUCACAGUCCGCUCUCUUCUCCGUCCUGCCUGGUGAGAUUCGAAUGACAAUAUGGAAUUACGCUCUCGCCGAUUAUCAAGACGAGACCCAGCUGUACGACGAUGCGACAUGUUACAAGCGACCGGAUUACUUUGCACCCAGAAAGACCGAUACGGUACUACUGCGAACAUGCAAGCGCAUUUAUCAGGAAGCUUGGUUCCUGCCAUGGACCAACGCCGAGCAAACCUUCUACCUCACCUCGAGAGAUCGAAGACCACCACGCACAACCACACCGAGAGAAAUGCAGCAAACCCUAGUGGCCAUCUCCAAAACACAAACAAUGCCUAUCAUACAACACGUACGCGUCUUUCCUCAGCUGUAUGCUCUAGAGAACGGACAGAGACUCCAGGACAUUCUCAAUCUCCGUUUCUUCUAUCCCAGAGUCAUAACCAUCACCAUCAGACACACAGAUUGGUGGUUCUGGGAGAGUGACAACAACCUUCACUUUGACGCCACUUGGGUCGACUUCUGCAGAUUUCCCAAUAGCCUGACAGAGCUCCGUGUGGCUUUUGAGAGUCUCGAGCGUAAAAAAGAUCAGAUUGACGACGUUGCAAAGCAAGCCAUGGAGGGUUGGGUGUUCCGCCGCAAGGAUGAUGUUGAGCUAUCGGCCCAUGACUGCGAGCCUGAGAUCAUGAGGUGGAGCGGGAGUGCGACUUGGGGACAUAACCGGUGGGUGCGCGACGAAACAGGUCCAAACAAACUGGACUACUAUGUAGCCACCGUCACCUGGAGACCUGUCAGCUCAAACGUCAACAGAGAGGAAGCUUCUAGUGCUCAUGUGGCCGGGCACAGAGAGUUUCCCAGUCUGGACGCUAUUGGGUACUCGCAGCUCGACGACCCGAUACCAAGUGUACCUAUCAGCUUCAUACGGAACGCCGAUAUGCCUCUCGAUGCUCCUACCGCAGAUGUUCGCCGCCUGCUAGAACCACCCGACGAGGAGGCACAGGAUGAUAGCGGUGGGUUUGAGGACUUCGAAGAUGAGUCUGAGCAAGAUGACACCGACACUGAAGACGACGAGUUCAUGGAUGUCGAGUCUGGAGAAGACUGA
Messenger RNA from Aureobasidium uvarum, 1182 nucleotides. Lineage: Eukaryota; Fungi; Ascomycota; Dothideomycetes; Dothideales; Saccotheciaceae. The record is from the annotation of a GenBank genome assembly.